This is a messenger RNA of Ipomoea triloba (trilobed morning glory), 676 nucleotides long. Its product is annotated as blue copper protein-like. Lineage: Eukaryota; Viridiplantae; Streptophyta; Magnoliopsida; Solanales; Convolvulaceae. The coding region runs from base 1 to 384 and encodes 127 amino acids. Gene Ontology annotation, cellular component: plasma membrane. The transcript has 2 exons. The record is from RefSeq and is a predicted model, not a curated record. Gene Ontology annotation, molecular function: electron transfer activity.
AUGGCUUCCUCUGCAACCAAAUUCUUGUGCUUGUUCCUCAUUUUGGGCCUUGCCUCCCCAAGCUUGGCCACCGUCGUCUACAAAGUCGGCGGCGACAUUCUGGGUUGGAACGAGGGCGUUAAUCUUAAUGCAUGGGCCUCCGACAAGGACUUCAAAGUCGGAGACGUUCUCGAAUUCAACUAUUUGCCACUUGUGCACAACGUGGCGCGAAUGGCAGAUGAAAAUGCUUUCGUUAAUUGCAUCACAGACCAGAAUCUGAUCAUUGACGCCAGCGGCAGCACAUCUGUUGUUCUUAACCAAGUCGGUGAUUUAUUCUUCACCUCUUCUGUCCUCACAGACUGUGUUUCCAAUCUCAAGAUGAAAGUCUCUGUGAAGUCAAGCUGAUCUCAGCUCAGCUUUCUUCCAUGGAUCAUCGUAUCACAUCGAUCUUCAAUUCCUAUAUAUGUCUGUCGUCUUUAAUUUGUAUGAAUAACGUAGACUCUAUGCAUGCAUGCAUGCUACCUAUAAGUCUGCACGUAAUAAUAAAUAGGAGCUCUUCAAUGUAUCUAGCUUGUUUAUCACUGUGUACGUAAUAAAUAUCUAAAAACAUAAUAAGUCUCAAUCAAGGUUAUAUCCUUGAUUUAUGUCCCUCUUUUUGGAUGCUAAUAAAUGCGUACAUUUUACUUUAAAUGUUGUA